CUGUGCGUGUCCGGACGGACAGUUUCUGUGUAUCAUUUGCUGGAGGAAAUUGCUGUUGCAAGCUGAGAGUCCUCAGCAUGGAAAUUUUGCUAAAGACAAUAUUCCCCUACUUCUGGAAAGAGAUGCUAUUCCUAAAGACCAAAUUCAAUAUUUAUUAACAUCAGAAAUACCCCAUAAUUUCAAGUUGUUUACAAUGGAAGGAAAUUCCAUUUGUAACAGAGCAGCUGUCGUAUUCCUCAUAAGUUUUCGACAGUUGUGUCUAGUGACAGUUUCCCUACCACUUUGUGCAUUGCUCAUUUGUUUUGUUACUGCAUAUAUCUUCCAACAAGAUGACAUCCAUGAGACUCAUUGCAGGGUGUACAAUGUCAUCCCCUCAAUUAGUGCCAUCACUGGCAUCAGUCCUCAGAGAUAUCUUUGGAGGACCUGCAUAGCAUUUCACAUUGGACCACGGGUCAUAAUAGCAUCUGUAUAUAAAAUUCAUUACCGCUAUCUGCUGUCAAAGCUGUAUAGUGAACCAAAUGCCACAGCCAACAGGCUCCUGAAUCUCUGUUACUGGCUGAACAUGCUCGAGAUUGGAGCUCUGUGUGGAGUUACGUAUGUUUCCAAUCGAGAAAACUAUCCUGCACAUGAAAAAAUAUUCAUCACUUUUAUGAUUGGAUCAUUAAGUUACAUGCUUGUGACCUUGAAAGUUUUCAAAAUGGUUAAACCAACUAUGACAGAAAGUGAAAGGCGUUCAUAUUUUAUGAAAAAGGUUCUGUUUGGAACAUCUAUUUGCAGUACUGCUGGACUGUUAGUCUUCUUCCUCAAGCAUCGACUGUUAUGCCAUGAAAUGGCUUUCAGUUGGUUCUCUCUUUGUGAGUACAUCAUAGCUUGUGCCAACAUGGCCUUCCACUUCACAGUGGUCAUGGACUUCCCUACAGAGAACCUUGUUGUUGUCCAAGGUUCAUCUUCUGUGCCGCUUCCACUUAAUUCUGUGGAUUCAGAACAAAAAGUGAAAUAGUAACUCAGGUAUUUUUGCCAUGUCAAGUACUAAAGUGUGACACUGCCGUUACUUGCUUUUCUUGGAAUGGGAUAGCCAGUAGUGGCACAGGUUGUUUUUGAUGUACAACAUU
Messenger RNA from Schistocerca nitens (vagrant locust), 1112 nucleotides. RefSeq names its product post-GPI attachment to proteins factor 2-like. Bases 194 to 1000 code for a protein of 268 amino acids. The record is from RefSeq and is a predicted model, not a curated record. Lineage: Eukaryota; Metazoa; Arthropoda; Insecta; Orthoptera; Acrididae. Gene Ontology annotation, cellular component: endoplasmic reticulum membrane; Golgi membrane. Gene Ontology annotation, biological process: GPI anchor biosynthetic process. The transcript is spliced from 5 exons.